AUGUCCUCCUCUAUAUCUCGGAUACGGAAACGACCGGUUGUCACUUAUUCUAAGAAAUCACGAACGUACCUCGGUUCUAGCAACUCUAUAGACGAUAUAAACGACUAUCCCGAGCACGACUUUAAACGAGUGCGAAUAUCUGAACCCGAAUAUGAAGAUGAGGAUACAACUUCUAUCAAAAGUGAUAACAGCGGAUCAUUAGAGAUUACAGAACCUGGAUCAGGAGCAGAAGCUACAGAGGACGAGCAGGGAGACAGUGACCUAGACGUUGACAAGAAGUCAAUGCCUUCGGUAUCUUCGUCGCAGGCGGACUCUGAAGCUCAGGUAUCGAAAGGGGAUACUACAUCUUCCUCGACUACGAGAAUAACAGGCUUCACUAUAUCUACCCGUCGAAAACCCCUUUUUAAACGACACAUUACAAAGAAGACGUCGGAUACACAAUCGUCUUGUUCAUCGCUCUCAUCGACACCGUCUUCCACGCAAUCAUCUAUUUCUAUAAUAUCAUCAACAACAGCCAAACCUCAAAAGCAAAAGCUAGUACAGAUGCAAAUCGACUUGGAUGGUAUAGGAGCCCCGAAGAUAUCAUGCAAGGAGUGUGGAAUGCAGUACGUACCAUCUGCGGAUGAAGAUGCGAAGCUGCAUAAGCGGUAUCAUGCACAAGUUGUCGAAGGGUUAGAAUUUGGAAACACCAGGGGCAAAGUCGUUUGGGAGGGUAAAAUGGAGAAUAGGGGCACCAAGAAGAGACGUGAUUCUUCUAGCGGAAAGAAGGACGCAGGAAAGGUCGGAUCAACUACCACUGGAACCACAACAGGGGAGAAGGAGAAUCUGAUACCGAUCACACGGUUCUUCGCUUCGGGGAGAGGGGAUAAAACGGCUACUGGGAAGAAGGUGGUACCGUUGGUGGAAAGAGGACCUGUACCUUCAACCACUUCAGCUACUUGUCAUGUAGUCGAAAUUUCACGGCGGAGUACACCGACCGAAAAGAAGAAGGCCAUGGAAUUCCUUCGAUUCGCAAAUAGGGAGCUAUCCGCGCAAGAGGUGGCGGACAGUGUACUGUGGGGUUCUUCGGCUCCCGGAGAUGGGGAAAUAGAAAAGGGAGAACAAUAUAAGAUAUAUUUGUAUCUGGAAGGUACAAAGUGUGUGGGGUUAUGUCUUGCAGAGAAGAUUAAAGAGGCACAGUGGGCUACGACUAAGGAGGGAGGUGCGUCGAUAAGCUGUUCGCUAGAUAUCAGUGAGACAAAACGCCCAGCACUACUAGGUAUCUCCCGGAUAUGGACUUGCCCAAAGCAUAGAAGGAAUGGGGUUGCUUCCAGGCUUGUUAGCUCUGCAGUUGAGAGCUUUGUGUACGGAAUGAAGGUCGAAGCUGGAAUGGUUGCGUUUAGCCAGCCGACGGAUUCCGGGGCAUGGUUUGCGCUCGGGUGGGUAGCCGGACAGAUGCCUGUGGAAAAUGCUUCCGGGGAAGAUGCUACAGAAAAGGGUUUUCUGGUUUACUUGGACGGUGUUUGA
Messenger RNA from Orbilia oligospora ATCC 24927, 1506 nucleotides. RefSeq lists its product as uncharacterized. The record is from RefSeq and is a predicted model, not a curated record. Bases 1 to 1506 code for a protein of 501 amino acids. Gene Ontology annotation, molecular function: protein-lysine-acetyltransferase activity. Gene Ontology annotation, cellular component: nucleus; chromatin. Lineage: Eukaryota; Fungi; Ascomycota; Orbiliomycetes; Orbiliales; Orbiliaceae. The transcript has 2 exons. Gene Ontology annotation, biological process: mitotic sister chromatid cohesion.